ACCCUCCUGUCAACAAGGUCGCAGGGCCAUUUGGCGGGGAAAGCUAUCCUUUGGCGGGGAAAAUUAUCCAACGAACCCCGGGCCAAGCGAGCGAAAGUCAACCAGUUCCAGUCCAAUCCAAUCCAAACCGCCACGCUUUUCCUUAAUCCACUCCCCCAUUCUCUUGAUCAAGAAUCCCCCUUUCUAACCCUAAUUUCCUCUCCCGAUUCCGCUUCGCAUCAAUCGUUGACUUGAUUGAGCUCCUCUUCUUCUUUCAUUAACCGACAUGGACGACAUGAAAGACAAGUUCAAGGGCUUCAUGAAGACCACCUUCUCGUCUUCCUCCUCCGCUAAAUUCAAGGGCCAAGGCCGAGUCUUGGGAUCGUCUUCUUCCUCCGGCACCGCCGAUUCGGUCCUCACUCGCCCUAAGCAGACUCCCCAAUCCAAUCCCAAACCCCUUCCCAAUUCGAAUUCGAAUUCUUCGGUCGCCUCCCCAAAUCCCAGGCCUUCGCCUCAGAAAGCGCAGAUUCUUGAUCAGAAGAAAACGCAAAUUCCUGACCAGAGCAAGGCGGAGCCGUCGGGCAAUUCGAAGCCUGAUCGGAAAACGGAUUCUGGGUUUGAUCCGUUUGACUCUCUGAUCACGCCGGGGAAGAGAUCCCAAAACGGGUUUACGCUAAAUGUAUUCGAAUGUCCGAUUUGCGGGCAAUCGUUUAGGUCGGAAGACGAGGUAUCCGUGCAUGUAGACAGCUGUGUUAAUGCUCCUGUGGAACACAAAAGUGUAGAGGGUGUUGGCGUUUCGGGGUCGCCGGAUAACGGGUCUGAUUCGUCGAGGAGUGAUUUGGAAGCUUGCAUUGGUACCUUUGCUUCGGGAAAUCCAGCUGCAGGGUCGGUUGAGGUUGUUCUUAGGCUGUUGAGGAAUAUAGUUAAGGAACCGGAGAACGUGAAGUUUAGAAAGAUUCGGAUGAGCAAUCCGAAGAUACGGGAGGCCAUUGGUGAGGUUGUGGGAGGCAUUGAGUUGCUGGAGUUUGUGGGGUUUGAAUUGAAAGAGGAGGAUGGGGAGAUGUGGGCAUUGAUGGGGGUUCCUAAGGAGGAACAAAUUAGUUUAAUGAAAAAGGCAAUAGCAUUACUGGAACCGCCGAAGGUACAAGAAGUAGACAUUUUGCCAUCCAUUGCUUCACUGAACGUGGAUGAACCAGUUGAACCAAAGAAGGUCGACCGGCAGACGAGGGUCUUCUUUUCGGUCUCUGAAAGUAUGGCAGCAAGAAUUGAAGUACCAGCAUCUUUCUACAACCUCACAGCUACGGAGCUGAAAAGAGAAGCUGAAAUGAGAAAGAAAAAGAUUGAAGAUUCACAGAUGUUGAUCCCAAAGUCGUUCAGGGAAAAGCAGGCGAAAGCUGCUAAAAGGAGAUACAGAAAAACUGUUAUCCGGAUCCAGUUUCCCGAUGGAGUGGUGCUCCAGGGCGUUUUUUCUCCUUUGGAGCCAACUAGCUCAUUAUACGAGUAUGUGAGCUCAGCAUUGAAGGAGCCUAGUUUGGAAUUCGAGCUGUUAAAUCCUGUAGCUAUCAAACGGCGGGUGAUCCCUCAUUUUCCAGCAGCAGGAGAGAAAGCCGCAACACUAGCUGAUGAGGAUUUGAUGCCCUCGGCUCUUGUCAAGUUCAAGCCCAUCGAAACAGAUUCGGUUGUUUUCACAGGGCUGUGUAACGAACUCCUCGAAAUAAGUGAACCACUUACGAGCGGUUCAGCUGUUGCUCCUGUAUAAGCUUUUAGCCGUCGGUAUCUUGCUGCAUUUGCUUCUCCCAUUCAUGUUGUAAUUGUUGAGCCAAAUAAUCCUUUGGAUGUUCAUUUUUUCGCCUUACAUACACAAUAGACCACGCAUGAGAUGAAGCGUAUUUUUUUGUGAUGUUGAUUUCCCUUGCCGAAAUCCCAAUGAAUUUUAUCUUUGUAA
Messenger RNA from Malus domestica (apple), 1924 nucleotides. Its product is annotated as plant UBX domain-containing protein 2-like. Gene Ontology annotation, biological process: defense response to fungus. Gene Ontology annotation, molecular function: protein binding. The record is from RefSeq and is a predicted model, not a curated record. Lineage: Eukaryota; Viridiplantae; Streptophyta; Magnoliopsida; Rosales; Rosaceae.